Molecule: messenger RNA, 1461 nt
Organism: Phlebotomus papatasi
Lineage: Eukaryota; Metazoa; Arthropoda; Insecta; Diptera; Psychodidae
Product: phospholipase A1-like
Exons: 2
Coding region: 328-1404 (358 amino acids)
Biological process (GO): lipid metabolic process
Molecular function (GO): lipase activity
Source: RefSeq, a predicted model, not a curated record
AGUAAGAUAGCCAUUGAUAGGGGGUACCAUUGAUAUGGCAUUCAUCAAAAUCCCCAGAUAAUUUAUGAAUUGAUCAUUCAACAUGGUCAAAAUAUCGCCCUCCAGCGGACUUUGAAUGGCGUAAAAAGGCGGGAAAUCCCAUACGAUACAAUGAUAACAUUUCUGGUGAUAAGUCGAAAAUCUCUAAAGGGAUCAACAUUAUGAAUUAUGGCAUAGAGCAAUCUCAUGAGGGUCAAGGUAUCUUGAAAAAAAAAAAUGUAUGAUGUUGAUAUAAAAGGGAAGUAUUUGCUGGUAUUUUGUGACUUAGUUUGAAGAGUUCGGUGUAAAAUGAUGAAGGUGUUUGUGCUACUUCUGUCCCUAAGUGCUGUGUUGGGCUUUCCUGAGGGUCUCCUACCACCAGGAUUGCCCCUUGAGGCCAUGCCCGAGGAGGAAUUUGUACCAGUGAUUGAUAAUGAAGAGUGGGCAAUGAUACCUGAUGCCGAAGGACAUUUUCACUUGGUCAAUGUGAAGGAAGCCAUGGAAGCUGAACCAGAAAAUUUCUACAAUCCAGAAACUGAUAUUGUCUACCUUCUGUUCACCCGGAGCAAUCCAACAAGUGGACAAACGAUCAUUCGCAAUAAUGCUGCUUCACUGGCCAAUUCAAAUUUCAAUCCAAAUCAUCCAACAAGGAUUCUCAUUCAUGGUUGGAAUGGCGGAGCUGGUGCAUCUAGUAAUACUGUGGUUAGGAAUGCCUACAUGCAACGUGGUGAUUUCAAUGUGAUCGUUGUGGACUGGGGUGCAGGUGCCCAAACUAUCAACUAUCCUGCAGCUAGAGCCCGUGUUGGACCAACUGGAACAGUUGUUGGUAACUUCUGUCACUUCUUGGUGAAUUCUGGUGGAGCACAGCGUUCCCAAAUCUCCGUUAUUGGUCACAGUCUUGGUGCCCAUGUGGCUGGAUUUGCCGGAAAGAAUCAUCCAGCACCAAAUCAAUUGCACAGUGUUGUAGGAUUGGAUCCAGCCGGACCACUUUUCUCAAUGGGCAAUCCGGGCGGACGUAUGGAUGCUGCUGAUGCUGCUUUUGUCGAAUCAAUGCACACAAAUGCCGGUGUUUUGGGAUUCGAUGAACCAAUUGGUGAUGCCACGUACUAUCCAAAUUGGGGUGAAUCCCAACCUGGUUGCGGUAUUGAUAUAUCUGGUGCCUGUGCUCAUGCCCGUUCCAAUCUCUUCUUUGCCGAAUCAAUCAAUUCAAACACACAUUUCUACGCUGUACGCUGUCCAUUGGGCUACUGGCAGAUCACCAAUCGCAAUUGCCCACAGACCGGUGCAACGCGUCGUAUGAGCGGUGAACCACUUGAUACAUCAACCACUGGAGUCUUCUGGCUACCAACUGGAUCAUCCUCACCUUUCGCCAUGGGACAAAUUUAAAAGUUAUUUUGUUUUUUCUUUUUUGAAAAAAAAAAAAAUUAACUUGCAGCACCGCUG